UUAAGGAAGAAUGGGCGAUAUGGAAUUUGGCCAUAGUUGCUAUGAAGCCAGGUAAACUGGUUGAAUUGAUUGGCUAGUUAUUUAUAGAUGAGGAGUUAAAACUUUUUUGCUGGCAGACAGCUAAUAUCAUAAGGUCAUUUAGCUUGGGGCCGAGUCGGGAAAGAGGUUUUACGGCUAUUACAGCAGGCAGAUAUAACCUGGGCAUGGACUGUGGGGAAAGCAUCCUGUGUGGGGCAGGUGAACUGGAGUUGGACCCCGACAUUGUGAGUGAGGAGGCUGGAAAGCUGUAUUCGGAGUUGCAGACGGUGGUUGAGACCCAUGGUGCAGGUGUGGUAGAAUCCCUGGUCCCCAUACUUGUGUGGGUGCUGGAGGGACUGGCCAGCUGUAGAGCCCAGCUCAGGGAGAGGGAGGAGGAGGCGGAGAAGGAGAGAGGAGAGAAUCAGGAGCUGCUGGAGAGAUACCAAGCAGAGAAAGUGCUGAGGAGAGAAAAUCAAGAGAGGUAUCUAGAACUUGAUGACCAAAUUGAACAGGAAAGGAGGACCAUGAAGGCAAGAGAGAAAGAGAGAGAGCGACGUGAAAAAGAGCUGGAGAAGAAGGCUAGAGAGCAAGCGGAUCAGUUGGUGGCCUUGGAGGAGCAGAGGACAAGUCUGGGCAGAGAACUGAGCGCACUCAGGCACACCCACAACAAGUUGACACGGGAACUGUUGGAAAAGAAAAAAGAUCCUGAAAGAGAGUCGCCAUUAAGGAACCAGACGCGUCCCAAGAGUUCAGAAUUUCCACCCAUCCAAGUCUUGGCGGAACCCAGUGAUAAUGACAAGAUUGUUCCAAGACCAGAUUCCCUCUCUGAUCCCUCCAUUUUGGAUGAUCCAGUAGCCAAGGAGGAAGGGAGAAUAGACAUUUUAGUAAAGUGUGCCGAAGAUCCGUCCUUUAUUACCGACAUCAUAAACUCCACCCCUGAGCUGGCACAAUUUCAUGGCCUUCUGGAUAACAGCACACCAGUUAGAACCAGCCCCAAAAAACCGUCAAAAGAUGAGCCCAACACCAGUUUGAAGGAGGAAAUGAGCGAGAUGGUGGAGAAGGAAGGAGUGAAGGAAGAAGAGGAGCGAGGAGGAGAGAUGCAGCAGAAAGAUGAAGAGGAGGAAGAGGAAGAUGAUGGUAUGGAGUGGGAGCUGCGCAACACUGACUCCUUGUUCUCAGAACUAUCGGAGCUGAGCCGGGAUUAUGUGGAGAGCGUGGACCAAGGGGCCAGUGUCAGAGGCAGCACCGACCAGUUUGAUGAGAUUCUUUCUCAGUAUGAGGAACUGAAACACACCCAUGAAUUAAUAGAUGCGGCUCGAAAGGCACUGAUUUGUAGGGUUGAAGAGUUGACCAAUGACCGUUCAGCUCUUCAGCUAGAAGUGACCUCUCUGCAGCAAACUCUCACCCGACUGGAGUGCAGGACGAAAGAGAUGGAGGAAGAAGCCAAGAGGCUUCGGAAAGAACUAGAAGCAUGCAAGUCUGAAGACCCUGAUGACUCUCUGCCCACAUCCAUGCGCCGCUUCUCUCGCUCUGAAAUGGCCCGUGUGGUGAUGGAGAAGAACCAGUAUAAGGAGCGUCUGUUUGAGCUGCAAGAGGCGGUCAGGCGUAGUCAGACCCUCAGGGUCACAAAAGAGGAGAGGAUGCCGGAGGAGAAGAGGACAAGCAUAUGGAGACGAUUCAACCGCUUGUUUGGCCUAAAUAAGGAGCCCGUAGUCCUGCAUCCUACUCCAGCGUCCCCGGCGCUCAGUCACUCUCCUGUCGGCUCGCCACGACUACGGGCUGUCACUCAGACACAGACUGAGUCUGUGUCCCCCGCUGCCGUCUCCCCACGUGUCAGGAGGAGGGAGCUCUACAGGGAAAUUCGCUCCCACGUUUGGGAAACUCUGGGCAAACGGCAAAUAAAUGGCUGGAGCAUGCCGAUGUCUCACAAAUCUGUUGGUGGUUGUAUAUUGUUAUUGCAGGAAUCGCUGGAACCUAUCCCCGAGCCCAAAGAUGUGCCUGUUCUAAUGCAGCUCAGAUUGCUGGAUCAGAGAGACUCCACUUUUAAGCUUAACUGUGCUGUUGCAGUGCCGCCUGAAGUCUCAGGAGAGGCCACGUGCUCUGUGUGGGUAGUUUCCGGCCCUGCCUCCUGCAGUGACAUCACAGUGAUCGACCCGGCACGGUCCAAUACAGUACUGGAUCAGUUCAGCCUCCCGCCCACCUCUCCUGUUCUCUGCAUUUGUGCUGUGCCUCCUAUGGGUGACAGCUCGGGAACAGUGUGGAUCGGAACUCAGGAAGGAAGUGUGCUGGUACACUCUGCCUCCACAAGCAGGAGGCGCUGUCUGCAGUCUGUUUCUCUCUCAGAGGGCGUUCACUCGCUCACGUAUUCCAAGGGUCACGUCAUCGCUGGCUUGGCUGACGGGACGUUGGCGUUUUUUUUUCACAUCACAGGUGGCUGGGAUCUACAGGCGCACAAGAUAAUGCCACUCGGCUCGACCCCGCUACAGCCUAUUCGCUGCUGCCUCGUCAAAAGUGGCCGCUUAUGGGUGGGAUACUGGAACCGGGUGCAUGUGGUUGACAUCGACAGCCAGAAGGUUGAGCAUUCAUUCUCAGUGUCUGAACGUAGCGAGCAGCAGGUUCGCUUCUUGUGUGCGGCCGGAAGUGGUGUUUGGACGUCCUGUCGCCUUGACCCAGUCCUCAGGCUCUUUGAUUGGUCCACCGGUCGGCCGCUGCAGGAGGUUGAUUUGACACCGCUGGUCACCAAGACACUGGGCCCAGCCUUCCUUUCGCUCUCACCUCUCCAGAUCACUUCUCUCACAGUCAUCUCUGGUCGUCUGUGGAUGGGCACAGGAAGCGGUGCCAUAUUCUCUUUACCGCUGUCCAUAACAUCCGAGUCAGUUUCCAUCCCGUAUUGCUCUCUGGCCUCAGCACAGCUGUGUUACCAUGGGCACCGACAAGCUGUCAGGUUCAUCAUCGUCGCUCCUGGCUGUUUGAACACCUCCUCCGACAGCAGCACUGUUUCUACCUCGCAGCUCAUUCUCAGUGGAGGAGAGGGCUACAUCAACUUCCGAAUAGGAGAUGAUGCGAGUGGUGGAUCGGCUGAUUUACCUCAAGCAGCGCCUCAGCGGUCCGAGCGAAGUCACAUGAUCAUCUGGCAGAGUCCCACCCCGUCCCUGCCCAGCCCCGCCCUCUGACAUCAACAAGUCUCCUGCUUCCUCUGGAGCCAGAUAAAGAUGGAAACGAGACAGAAACUGUACACCUGCAUGCACUCUCAUUUUAACUUAAUCGAGCUGCUGAUGGGCGUGGUCACCAUGAAUCUGAACUUCAAACUGCUGAUGGGCGUGGUCACCAUGAACGAAUACUCUAAGUCAUGUAGGAACGGACAACUCCGUCGCAUCCGUCUUUAUCUCAUUCUGUUGAAAUUUGCAUCCGUCCUUUGAUUGAAACGCCCAAGUGACAGAACCCGCCUGACUGUGUGCCUUUACGGCGUAGUUACGGUUAUUCUGAAGUGCAGGUAGCAAAUCUUACCGGGGAUUUUCUUUCCCAUUUGGCCUCCACGUCCAUCACAAGCACCGCGGCGCGUCCAGCAGCACAACGUGAUUCUUUUCUGCCAGGCUUUUCUUUCUUUUUUCCUUUUGUUCCUCCUUUCUUUUGGACCCCCCCCCCUUUUUUUUUCUCCCCAGUUGUACUUGGCCAGUUACCCCAGUCUUCCAAGCUGCCCCGGUUGCUGCUCCGCCCCCUCUGCUGAUCCGGGGAGGGCUGCAGACUACCACAUGCCUCCUCCCAUACAUGUGGAGUCACCAGCCGCUUCUUUUCACCUGACAGUGAGGAGUUUCACCAGGGGGACGUAGCACGUGGGAGG
This is a messenger RNA of Lampris incognitus (smalleye Pacific opah), 3859 nucleotides long. RefSeq names its product C-Jun-amino-terminal kinase-interacting protein 4. Lineage: Eukaryota; Metazoa; Chordata; Actinopteri; Lampriformes; Lampridae. The transcript has 27 exons. Gene Ontology annotation, cellular component: cytoplasm. The record is from RefSeq and is a predicted model, not a curated record. Gene Ontology annotation, biological process: vesicle-mediated transport. Bases 204 to 3191 code for a protein of 995 amino acids. Gene Ontology annotation, molecular function: MAP kinase scaffold activity; JUN kinase binding; signaling receptor complex adaptor activity.